UACAGUUGACCGAAAUUUCGUUUCCUCGAGAUGUUUUCAGUAGUCAAAUUUAAAAUUGACAGUAGUGUUCAAGUAGUUCCUUCAUCCUGGCUGUCAAUUGACAAAGGUCAAUGUAAAUGGCCACCAGGUCCUUGCAAGGACAUAAGUGCACAUAUCCGGGCUGUGAAAAAACCGGGUGAAGAUUGGCCUUUAUUUGAUAUACGGAUCUUUAAAUCAACUAAUAAUUACCUGGAAGCCAAAAAUUUGGAAAAACAGGCCACCACGUCAUCGGACCUUGACACAACUGACGCUGAAGACGACCAACUUUUUGGAAAGGGUACGGGUCUGGAAGCUUCCAGGAAAAGACAACGACGACCGUCAUCGUCAUCUGAAGAGGAAGAAGGCAGCCAUUCUCAACUAAGUAUCUCAACUAAUUCGAUAAAUAUUAGGGAAGAAGAUUUACUAGAAUUUGACGGAAGUAAAUACCAACUUGUCGUUGUCAAUGACUCAGCAGGGUUAAAUUCGCCAGCAUCACAAGGUCAAAUAGGUGCACAUCAGUUAGCCGCAGGGUCAGAAAAUCAUCAUUGGUCAUCCCCCCCUCUCUCACAAGAAGAUGUCCCGCCUCCUGUGAGAACUCAGGCCGGAAAUGCAGAAAUCGCUGCCACCCGUCUUCGUGGAGUGACGUUGGAGGAUAUUUAUCUACGUCAAGUUGCACUGGAGCGAAUGGUCGCGAAUGGAAUCUCAGAUAUUCGUCAAGAUAUUCGUACUCUGCUACUCCGGACUGCUGACACUAAUUCAUCUGAAGAAAAUAUUGUCGUUCUCCCCGUGAACCUCCCCCUAGAAAGUGAAUCUGAUGUUUUAGUUCUGGAGGAUUGGCUAAAGGACAAAGAUAAUUGCUCGAAGCUCGUAGAAAUUUUCAAGAAAAAUGGAGGAAAAUCAGCACUGAAAGUUGUUACCGGAAUUUUAGCAAGUACCCUCAGUAAAAGCUUAGCAGAAAAAAUUAAUUAUGUUGGCGCUAAUGGAAAAACAGCAUUUAACAGUUUAAAAUUGAAUCGUCUGGUUAUUGAUGCCACUCUGGCCAGUGAAUUUGGGAAAAAAUUGACAAUAUCGGACAUCGUGGGAAUUAUCCAGCGCUGGUUAGGAAACGCAAGAGAUUUGGAUGGUGGCAGAACUUCCAGAAAAACAAAAAAUGUCGUCGUACCGAACGAAGAGGAGGAGGGUUAACGAAGAAGCAAAUAUAUUACUUCAAGAA
Molecule: messenger RNA, 1231 nt
Organism: Folsomia candida
Lineage: Eukaryota; Metazoa; Arthropoda; Collembola; Entomobryomorpha; Isotomidae
Exons: 6
Coding region: 31-1203 (390 amino acids)
Source: RefSeq, a predicted model, not a curated record